AUGGCCUUUAUCGCUAAGCCUUUGGAAGAGCGAGUGACAUGUUGGUCUACGCUGCCCAACGUUGCCGCAUUCGAAAGUCUGCCCUACCCAGCCUCUUCACCGUGGGACUCGCAAAGCCUGCUUUCCCCCAUGGAUGGUCUCUCUAUUGACAAUACUGCAUUGAGAGAUCUUUCGCAGGAGACCUGGAACCAGCCCUCGAUUUCUUCGGCUGAUGGAUCAGUCCUUUCUGCUUCUGACUGUGUAUGCACUUGCUAUCUUAUUUCCACCUUUGAUCAAACCAAUAACGUUGCUCAGGGCUUUCAGACAAUGAACUUUCCCCCAGCCGCUUUGGUAAAUCCAGAAGAUCUCAAUUUCGACCACACCUACAGGAAUGAAGAUAUAUAUGAGAAGAGCACAUCAUCAAUACAGUCAGGCGGCAUGACACAACCAAUUUACCGAGCUUGUUCAUCUCCUACUUUUACAAAGUCUGACAUGACGAGUUUGCAAUCAGAGAGUUUUCCAAACUUGAGAUCUAGUCCAGAGGAUGGACCUACCUGUCAGGAAACUCGCCGAAAAAGAGCCCGUAAUGUGACAGAAAAGCGCUACCGUGAAAGUCUUAACCUCAAUUUCCUACAACUAGAGAAUGUUUUAAGUCAUCGCCGGCCCAAAGGUUAUAUGGGCAUGUCGACGGAUAAGAGACCCGAACGUGUGAAGCGAGUGGCGAUCCUCGCCCAUGCCCGUGAUGAAAUUUUGGAACUACGAGCGGAGGUGAAAUCAAUCAAAGAGAGUCUUUCAACUCUACGAGAGGCUACCUUCCCCAACACAUGCAAAUUCACCCUACAUGAUGACUGA
Molecule: messenger RNA, 831 nt
Organism: Penicillium arizonense
Lineage: Eukaryota; Fungi; Ascomycota; Eurotiomycetes; Eurotiales; Aspergillaceae
Exons: 1
Coding region: 1-831 (276 amino acids)
Molecular function (GO): protein dimerization activity
Source: RefSeq, a predicted model, not a curated record